Messenger RNA from Rubroshorea leprosula, 1084 nucleotides. Lineage: Eukaryota; Viridiplantae; Streptophyta; Magnoliopsida; Malvales; Dipterocarpaceae. The record is from the annotation of a GenBank genome assembly.
CUACACUUUGAACAAAGCGCAACCUUCACGUGUCUUUCCUCUCCUUUUUUCUCCUUUCUGUUGCGUUUCCGUUUUUAUCUUCUCUUCCCUUUUCUUUUCUUCUCUGUUUGUUUGAAUAUAAGUACGGGAAAACGUAUUUUAUAAUCUCACUUUGUUGGAGGUUCUGCUGAGAGAGAUCGUUGCGGAUUGAGGAGGAGAGAAACAGGGGAAUUGGGGAGAUAAUGGAAGGGAAGAAAGAAGUGGGAUCGUCUUCUUCGUCUUCUCUAGCCUCCGAGCUUUUCGGUUCAAAGGAGUCACCUUCGUCUUCAAGUGGGAUUUUUGGCUCUAUAUUUGCGCCUCGUGGGUCUAAGGUGUUAGGAAGGGAGUCUCUACGUCCUGAUGGAAUGGCUAACAAGCAGUACCAACCAAAUGAGGCCUGGAACACAAAACCUGGAUCUUAUGGUGACACCUCUAAGGGACAUGAAGGUGAAAAUCAGACUACCCAAAAAGUACAACCGUAUGGUCCAUGUCAUCUUAGUUCCUCAAUCUACUAUGGUGGCCCAGAUGUAGUCUCUCAUCCACCGAGUACUCAGGCCUCAGGAGUAAACUCUAUGUACAAGAAGGAUGGUGGAGAAGAUGACUCAGGGAGUGCAUCAAGAGGAAACUGGUGGAAAGGGUCUCUCUAUUAUUAAGACGUCACCUGCCAUGGCAUAUAGUAAUAAGGCAUAUAAGGAGAUAGAAUAGCUGUUAAAUCUAUCUUUCUCACACAGGGAGAUAGAUCAUAGUAGUCAGAUCCUUGCUGUCAGCUGUAUGGCCUUUAUUGCUUCCUCCAGCUGAUCGACUGAAUCCUUUAUUUGCUUUCCCUUCUUUUUCACUUUAAAGGACCAUGAAAUGCAGUCAUCUUGAUGUAAAGAAUGUUUGGUGUAGUGACUUACUCACCUAUGGUUUGGAUUUUGGAGUUUUAAUAUGAAGUCUUUAGGUUUCUUUUUGCUGUUUCCUUCUCUGUUUAGCCUCUACACUAUAGUUUGUGUAUGAUAUUGUAGACAUCGUAUUACCUUGUUGAAUUCUGCCUAAACCAUAGACUUCAUACCCAGAAUUCGUGCUA